GUUAAAUAGGUGAGGGAAAUGAUCCACACGGACUGAAGCAGACAAAUUGAGAUCCAACCCGAGCGGAACGGAGGAUGGCGGAGCGGCCUCCUGGCUCAGAUGAGCAAUUAGUCUCCGAGGUUUCUCAAUCAAAAAUUACCGUCCAGAAUAAGCAUGGAGAAAAGCUUGUCGGGCUGCUCCAUUAUAAUGGGUCUAUGAAGCUUGUGAUUGUGUGCCAUGGUUUCAGAUCAUCAAAGGAUGAAAAGAUUUUUGUUAGCCUUGCUUCUGCAUUAACCAAUCAAGGGAUCAGUGUGUUUCGCUUUGAUUUUGCUGGGAAUGGGGAAAGUGAAGGUGUUUUCAGAUAUGGCAACUACAAAAGGGAGGCUGAAGAUAUAAGAUCGGUAAUCUUGUAUUUUUUGGAGCAGAACUAUGAAAUAAGUGCUAUUAUUGGACAUAGUAAAGGGGGUAAUGCAGUGCUCUUAUAUGCUUCAGUAUACCAUGACGUCCACAUAGUCAUCAACAUUUCUGGUCGUUUUGCUUUAGAAAGAGGAAUUGAAGGACGUCUAGGCAAAGAUUUCAUGCAAAGAAUUGAGAAAGAUGGAUUUAUUGAUGUGAAGGAUAAGACAGGAAAUUUUGAGUAUAGGGUCACCGAAGACAGUCUGAAGGAUAGACUAGAGACUGAUAUGUGCAUAGCAUGCCAUUCUAUUGACAAGAAAUGCAGAGUCUUGACUGUUCAUGGUUCAAAAGAUCAAACUGUUCCGGCAGAAGAUGCAAUGCAGUUUGCGAAGCUCAUUCCAAACCACAAAUUACAUAUUAUGGAAGGUGCCAACCAUUGUUAUACUGCACAUCUGGAAGAACUGGCUUCAGUUGUUCUGGACUUCAUGAAAUCCAGUCAAGUAUUCAAAGGUAUGACAGAAAAGCAGAAAUGUAAUCUCUAACUGUGUGAUAAAAACAGAUGAUACUAAUUAAUCGUGCAACUGAUUUAUGGGGAAACAUCGAUGUCUGCUGCAUGGGUUUUGCUUUGCCAUGGUUAAAGAUAAAUGUUGUGACUAGACUACUGACUGAAGAAGUUGCUGAGAUUUUCUGAUCGAAGAGACUACCGGUGAAUUUAGAAUUAAUUGUAAUCUCGGGCAUGGUUUAGUGGCCCUGCACAAUUAUGAACGUUCAGUUGCUUGAGAAGUUGAGUGGCAU
Messenger RNA from Zingiber officinale, 1170 nucleotides. RefSeq lists its product as uncharacterized. The record is from RefSeq and is a predicted model, not a curated record. NCBI's taxonomy places the organism in Eukaryota, Viridiplantae, Streptophyta, Magnoliopsida, Zingiberales, Zingiberaceae. The transcript has 7 exons. Bases 75 to 917 code for a protein of 280 amino acids.